This is a messenger RNA of Ostreococcus lucimarinus CCE9901, 492 nucleotides long. RefSeq lists its product with no specific name. Gene Ontology annotation, molecular function: S-adenosylmethionine-dependent methyltransferase activity. The transcript has a single exon. The record is from RefSeq and is a predicted model, not a curated record. Lineage: Eukaryota; Viridiplantae; Chlorophyta; Mamiellophyceae; Mamiellales; Bathycoccaceae. Bases 1 to 492 code for a protein of 163 amino acids.
AUGCUGGACGUGUCGUGCGGACCGGGGCUGAUACUCGACCUCUUGGCGCGCCAUUCGGCGCGCUCGGGGAAGUGGGAGCGCGUGGUUGGUUUAGAUUUUUCUCGAGAGAUGGUGACACUGGCGCGCGAGGCGUGCGGCGAGCGCGCGACGGUGGUGGUGGCGGACGCGUGCGAUUUGCCGUUCGCCGAUGGCGCAUUCGACGUCUUGCAUUCGAGCGCGGGGGCGCAUUGUUGGGGCGAUUUGAACAGCCGUGGCGUUCCCGAGUCGGCUUUUCGCGAAAUGUAUCGAGUUUUAAAACCGACGGGGGAGAUACUGGUAUCGACUGUCGUCCUGCUGAAGCCGACGACGGUUGAGGAGGAGUACUCGCGAACGCCGAACACGCCAUUUUUCGACGAACGCGCGGUGUGCCGGAUGAUUCAAGACGCUGGGUUUCGCGAUGUUGAAGUUAUAGCAAAGGAUAAGUGUUUCGUGGCCGUCAAGGCUGUUAAGUGA